Molecule: messenger RNA, 249 nt
Organism: Ectocarpus siliculosus
Lineage: Eukaryota; Phaeophyceae; Ectocarpales; Ectocarpaceae
Source: the annotation of a GenBank genome assembly
AUGCUUUCAGCCGACGGAAGGAGGGAGAUGGGCUACACUUGGUCCGACAUCAAGAUGCACGCCGCUCGGGUGUCGGGAUGGCUGCCCCGAGACCCGAUUGUGGGAUGCAACACGGCGGACGAGAUGGCAUGGACUGUUCUACGAGGGGUGAUGAUGAAGGUCCCCCUGAUGGUCACCGCCAGCACAGUGAGGUAUUUGAAGGACCUCGAGGAACGCGCUCCGGCAGCCACGGAGAAGUUCAGUGGGUAG